AACGCUUUUAUCGACCUUAGCAGAAAACGUCACUUGGUUAAAAUUUAAGGUUAUGUUUACAUUGUCAUCUACCUUCUACCUUGAAAAAUGGGAUCAGAGCCUACUCCUGAAUCCCUUAAGGAAUUGGGAAACAAAGCAGUGCAGGAAAAGAAGUAUACCGAGGCAAUUUUACAUUACACCCAUGCAAUUAAACUGAAUCCCAUCAAUCACGUACUUUACAGCAAUCGUUCCUAUGCAUUCCUAAACGAGCAACAGUAUUAUUUAGCAUUGGAAGAUGCUAAUGAGACUAUCAGAUUAUCUCCUUCCUGGGCUAAGGGAUACUUUCGAAAAGCUGAGGUUGAAUUUGCUGCUCAUCAUUAUUUGGAAGCAUGUCAAUCGUAUAAAAAAGCCCUAGAACUCCAACCUGAUGAUAUAAAAAUUUUAGAGUCCUUGAACCGUGCCUCUAGAGAAAUCUUGAAAGCUCACAGGGCUGAUGAAACAACUCCUUGGCUUGGAGCCGGCAUUGGUCUUAUUGUUGGAGUUUGUAUAAUGAUUUCAGAUUACAUUUUCACUGCAAAUCCAACUCAUCCUAUUCUUAUGUCUUUAGUGACUAUCGUUAUUGCUAUGAUUGGAUAUGGAUUAGCAAAAACUUACAGAUACUUCAAUAGAGUUUCGAAAGAAGGUUUACUGGAGCCCCCUCCUUUGUUAGAUUUCGAUAAUGAAAAAGAACCCACCAAUGAAGAGGAACAUCGGACCCACACUCGUUAUACCAAAUCUCAAGCUAGACAGAGAUAUAAAAAGGGUAAAAUGUGAGAAUGUUUUCUUAUUUGUUAUUGUUAUUUUUUUUUUGAAUUUUUGAAUUGACCAAUUUAUGAUUAUAAAUAAAUAUA
Molecule: messenger RNA, 869 nt
Organism: Coccinella septempunctata (seven-spotted ladybird)
Lineage: Eukaryota; Metazoa; Arthropoda; Insecta; Coleoptera; Coccinellidae
Product: STI1-like protein
Exons: 6
Coding region: 88-792 (234 amino acids)
Molecular function (GO): Hsp90 protein binding
Source: RefSeq, a predicted model, not a curated record